Molecule: messenger RNA, 7842 nt
Organism: Anopheles maculipalpis
Lineage: Eukaryota; Metazoa; Arthropoda; Insecta; Diptera; Culicidae
Exons: 7
Coding region: 21-7778 (2585 amino acids)
Biological process (GO): activation of GTPase activity
Molecular function (GO): guanyl-nucleotide exchange factor activity; protein binding
Source: RefSeq, a predicted model, not a curated record
AAAGUUGCGGAAGGAAUGCAAUGAUGCAUAUCAAAAGCAGUCCCACUACACCGUUGGCUGGUGAGAAGCGGCCCAAGCCUGAUAAGAGAGAACAAACAGCUCAGCAAGAAUCACGCAAGGUGUCCAGUUUCAUUCAACGGUUCUAUCUGUUUGGCAACAACACAAGUACCCCGUUAAGUGGUACUCCGGAGCCAGAACCCGAAGCGCCAAAGGUUAAGAAGGCGAAAGGUCCCGAGCAACAGCAAACGGUGGACGUUAAGUGUGAUCGAAGGGGUGAACUACGGUCUUCUAGUUCUGAGAGCACCGCUGGGACGCAGUCAUCAUCCGAUGCAUCUGAAGAAUCGAGUCCUGUGCAGUAUCCUUCCUACAGUGUACAGCGGUUAAGACAGUUUUGGAACAAUCGGCUACUGACGGGAUCGAAUCCACCAACAUCUGUAUCAGGAUCUUCCAUCGAUACGUUGGUAAGAAAAGCGAAAAGUGCCACAAUCGGAGCGCCAACUGGUGCAGCUGCUCGAACUGUCCUAAGAAAGUCACCAUCACCGAAACCUGGCACAAGAUUCCAACGCAACGGUUCGAUUACUCGUUCGGGAAGGCGGCGAGUAACGUUAGACGGUUCUGAUAGUGCCCGUACCGGGUCGAACGUUACAAGUCUUCGAUGCACACAAGCACCGAAGCGAACCUCCCAGGCGGCACUGCUUAGUCCUGAUCGUGAAGGGCAGCGUACGCUGGUAGAAAAACGACCGUGUGUAGGUUCACCGACAGUGGCGUCCGGAUCUACUUUGAGAGACUCAUUCCCUCUCGCUGUAUCUACCCCAACCGGUAGCCAAAUCCAUUGGGCACGGCGAACGGAACUGCUGAGGAUUCGUGCUCUGUCCAAGGAGGAAAAGAAACAGCAUAACAAAAUGCCUCUUCGAGUUGAGAAUUACGUAAACAAUUACAUCGAUGUGGACAUACAGAGUGUUGGUGAGCAGGACGGGUCGGCAAAGAAAGCGCAACCUGCGGUCCAAGAGCCACCAAAAGAUGUCGUUGAGAAGCUUCCGCCGAUGUUCCAAGCGGCUCCAUUACCAACUCUCGUAACACGACAACCCAACACAUCUUCUUUGGGACGUAAGGGAAAUACUCCAACGCGUAAGAUAAGCUUCUUGAACAAUAUCUCACCGUACAAUCGGAAGCUGUUGGCCUGCAAUGGGACGAAAGUGGCCGCAUUGACGAGUAAAUUUAACCAAAUGAUCCAGCAAGACGCCGCAUUGCUGGAACAGGUUCAGAAACGUGGCGGAUACCUACACAAGUGCGGUAAUGUGGCAUACAAAGUAAUCGAAGACCCCGGAAGCGAUGGAGGAUAUGGAUUCGCGUCGUCGGGACGUAAUAGUGGUGCGAGAAGUAGCUUGAGGAAGAAAAAUUCCAACGCUUCCGCUACCUCAGGCGGUGGUGCAGCUGCUUGUGGCAACCGAACCGACGAAAGCUCGGACGAAAUUUCAUCUGUAUCGAGCAAGAAUUCGUCGAUCCGUAAAACGGGACUUCGGAAGCGGCCCAGUCUGAGGAAGAACAUCUAUCGACGGCCGGAUUGGGAAGCGGGACGAAGCUCGCUCGGUGUGCGGAAAGUGUUGGAAAUGUUCGAGCCCAACCUGCAUCAUGCACGUGGCAAGCGCACGGAGACUGGUGAUACGGGCAAACCUCCACCAGGACGGAACAGCAAACCGAAAGUGCCGGAUAAAAGCGAGCAGGUGUUGCAGAAAACGAAGGACAUUAAGUCGAAAAAGGUUGCAAGUGAGGGAGUGGAAGGAAGUAGUAAAAAGACGCGGAAAGAUCCAACACUGGCGUCGGGUGAGACGCGAGAGAUGUCGGAGCAAACUGUUGUAGAUGGCGGAAACCAAGUAUUAAUUAAUGAAAAAGCGCAGAUAUAUGUCUCCGGAGAAUAUAAUACAUUGAAUAACAGCCAGGAAAUGAUUGUCAUACCAAAGCUAACUAGUGCUCAGGAUGAAGAAAAAGGCGAUGCAUCGAAAGUUCAACAUUCGUUUCAAGAUCAACCAUCCAGCAAAGUCUCUUCAGACCAACCAAAUGCCACGGACUUAAGUGAUACGGAAGAAAGUAGGGACAAUCAACAAUCAACUGAGGAUAAUAGCUUUGGCGAGCUUUAUUCAACAGCUGCUUCGUACGAUCGAAUAGAUUUUGAAGAAACUAUUGCAUCACACGCCAAUGUCACGGAGAUAAUUGCAGUUGUCCCAGUUGAUGAAACUACCGAGAAGGAUAAGAGCAGAAACUCUGUAUCGAGGGUUCACGAGCGUCUUACGUUCCGAACGUCUAAAAAAUCCUCAACGGAUAUGUGUUCUCCUGUAAGCGAAAUCCCGGAUGAGAAUACACUCCAAUCGGAGGAUGAUAGUAGUAGCUUCAGUCAGCAAUAUGCAACUUACAGUUCGAUAGAAAAAGGCAACAAAAACACAGCUGUGACACCUGUCUAUGAUGAUUCUAUUGCUGCACCACCAAAGGAAAUCAAAGAGAAAAAGAAAAGCAGAAGUACCGUAUCUAAAAUUUACGAACGCUUGACAUUUCGAUCGUCCAAAAAGAUAGUGCCGCCGGCCGAGAAAUCCGAUGAGCUAGUAAUCAUAAGAGAAGAGGACAGUAUUAGAAAAGCCACCGGACUGCGACGAUCGUUUGUGUCAUCGAUCGAAAUCCCAACAAUGCAAUUAGAUCCAUCUCCAUCGCUUCCUUCACCAAGGCAGCCAACACCGCCGGAAGCAACGAUCGAACAGGAUAAUUCGGAACAGAAGAUCCUUGAUGCGAUCAGUGCCGUUAGUCAGAGAAUUGAUAAUCUGUCGAAAAGUUUCAACGAUUUAACGCUUACCGAUGUGGCGGACCUCGAACAGGCGAGUACUUCACCAAGUGCCGCCGGAGACAAUGUACAGCAAAUGCGGCCGAACGCGUCCUUUCUUUUCCGUGGCAUGGGAGCGGGAGUGCCAGGAUUUGGUGAUAAGGAAAGUAGACACGCCAGCCAACGGAACAUCGUCGAAGCAGUCAAUACGGUCGUUAUCAACAAAUCCAUUUCGAUGGAUGAUCAUCAUUUUCCGUGUGCGCGUGGUGAGACGGGCAGGAUAAGUCUGAACGAACGAACCCGCGUGCAGCGUUCUAUCGACGAUGAUUACGAGCUCGUCACACGACCUGAGGAGAAGUUUCUACCAACGAUUGGGUCGGCGUUCUGCUCCACUCCCUCAAUUACAAUCGAUUUGUCGGAGCUUACUAGCAAAAUUGAGUCUUUCGUUCACAAAUCGAAGCGAGAAUCGGAUAACAUUUACCAGAGCAUUCCAAGAAAAUCUUCUGCCGAGAGUAAGGGUCAUCUCCUGCCAGAAGACGCCAUUAGUGUUAACAGUUACGAAUCGUUCGAAAACUAUGAAUCGAUCGAGCAUGAGAUAUUGUCUAGCACGCGGAAACAAAACGCCGAAGAAGCAUCGCAUGAGGAAGACACGUACGAGAUCUGUAGUCCACCACCGGAGCUACCACCCGCCCGGGAAGAUAAUCGAAACGAUUUAACCCUACCCCAACCAAAGCGCAAUCUGUCCACCUCACCCAAAACAUUGCCCAAACACCUGCAGGUGACCUAUCAGUCUAACUACGAGCGGAUCAAGUACAGCAAAAUCCCGCCAAGACCACCGAAACCGCAAGAGAUCCCACUGCCACCGCGUAACAAUUCCACUACAAACAUUGCCACCCCGGCGAACGCCUUGCUGGAAAGUACUUGCUCCACGGAGACAGCACCGAGUCCGGGUGGAGAUUUGCUGGACAAAUCACCCCACGGACGGGAGAGCAUUUACGAGGAGAACAUCUACGACACGAUCCGCAGUGCGGACGACGGUGUCGACUAUGACGAUCCGGCGUGCGGUGGUAGUUCCGCCGAGAUGGAAGGACCCGCCCAACCGACCACCAGCAACCCACCAAGCAGAGGCAAACCACCGUCACGUGCGAGAGAGCAGCCACCCUCUCCACCGGCGGACAAUGUAUCGCUCGUAUCGUCCAACUGCUACGAGUCGAUCGGUUCACGGUUGGAAUACGAACGGAAUCUGACGCUCACGCGACGCAACAUGGCCGGUGGUUCGACAACGACGCUGGCGUCCGACCAAAUCACCAACAGCCUGUACGGUACCACGACCGGACUGGCAAGCUUAACACCACCAAGUGAACGUGGUAGUGACACAAGCAACAGUGCCGACUGGACCGACAUCUCCGACGAGGAUGAGACGGAGUGUGCUGACCUGGUGGUGGCGCCCGGGAUGUCCGGAUCGAAGCGACCGAACUUUAUCGUUGUGCGGGAGCGCAAGCGGACUCAUCAAACACCGUUAAGGUCACGGAAACUGGCUCGUAUCUCGCACCCGAAGAUAGACGACGAUUCCGAUCACCACUAUGAAUCGCUGUACUCGAUCGGUUCGAACGAAGAUCGUUUACAGCAGCACGAUGCAAGCUACAGCACGUCGCCACACCACGCCGACGGAUCGAGCAGCGUGGGGUCAAACUUUCAUCAACACCGAACCGGCGAUCCAACCGCCGCCAUCCUUCUCCCCAACGACGAUGAGUUCGAUUCGUUCGAUAGUGACGACACUGAGGAGGACUACGAAGAUGACGAUGAAGAGCGUAGCCGUGCUAGGACGGACAGUGGAGUGGAUAUACGGAAUGCCAAGCUGCCCGAUCCACCACCAUCCAGCAGCCAGGUGUACGUGCUGGUACAGAAGAUCAAGAAUCUCGGCACACUGUCGGAGAUCGCGAAAAGCUUCCACAAGCUAUCGAAGAAAAAAACAACCAAAGGCGCAACGUACGAAAACGCUCCGACCCCGAAGCAUCCCGGCAAAGGUACCAAAACUUCCUCCAAAUCGUUCAAACUACCGAUCCCUUUAGUCAGCGGUGGCGGUGGUGGUGGUGUGGUGCCGAAACCACCGCCCGAGGACUACGAAAAUGCUCCGUACCCUGGGUCGGGUGGCACACAAGCGGUGCUGCCUGGUUCGUCCUUGCUGCUAGCUUCUUCGCAAUCGUUAUCCUCAGUGGCCACGUCUAAUUCGCCGUACGCGGCCAUCUCUAGUCCGCUUGUGCAGGAGCAAUCGCUCGGCGGCUCGUCUUCCACCGGCGUACGCAGCACAAGCGAAUCAAGCAACGUAAGCAGUAACGUGCCGAAACCACACCAGGGUGGUAGCGCGCCGACCGAUGCGGCCGGGACCCGCAAAAAGUCCAAGAAUACCAAAUCGCUGCGCUCGAAGCUGCGCAAAAGCCUUGUGUCCGAUUCGACGAGUCUCAACAUCGGCAGCUCGUUCAAUGGGUCGCGCAGCACGUUUUACGUGACGUCGGCGGAUGUUGAUUCGGGUAUAUUUAACGGUUCCGAGGGUUGCCUCAAUCCACAAUCUACUAGCAGUUGCACGGGCAUGUCUCAGUCGGAGAUGAUGGGAUCUUCGAAAGCGAUGGAAGAUAAUAGGAGAAAAUCGAUUGCCUCGGCCACCGGUACCACGUGUCACCAUCGGCCAAAGAUUCCACCGCCACCACCGCCGGGCGAGGCAAGUAAGAGGAUGAGUGUAUCAUCGUCGCUAUCUCCACUGUUGGUGAGCAACAAGUCGUCGAAUAAAAAGCUUGGAGCCACCUCGUGGUAUGCAGAGUGUGGCGUCUUUAAGCAGCCACAUUCGUUCGGUACGGGUAGUGAUCAAUCGCUGAGCGGUGGCAAGGGCGGUAGCAUUAGUCCUCGAAGUUCACUGCCUCCGAAGGACGGUGUUGGUGGCGGUGGUGGUGGAGGCGUGCCUGCCGAUCGAACACUAAUCAACAAUGGUCACACAUCAUCCUCGUGGUACGCGGACAUCUACCAAACCAGCGGAGCAUCGGUGGCCAGUUCGAGUGAAAGUUCCGGCGUUUCUACCGGUGGAGAAGGAGGACCCGGUGACGAUCAUUCGCACAGCAUGUUCGUUAAUGAGCCGCUGUACCAGAUCUACAAUGCAGCCAAGCUGGAAUCGAUCACACGGGACAUCGAUGCGGAGAUAAGUGGCCGCACGGAAUCAGAGCUGUAUGAUGAUGGGUAUGAGAAGAUUGCGGAACGAAAUCGUCGACGAACUGCUGGUGCAGGAGAAGGUGACGAGGGUGGUUCGACGAGCUCGGGAAGUUCGUCCACGGAGGGUGACGAUCGUAGCGACGAGUCAUCCAUGCACCUUCGAAAGCCUUCACGCCCAACCGCACUCGAACUGAUCGAACCUCACAUCGGUAAGCUGCGUACUCUUUGGUGCGAGGUACCUGAGGUUCGGAACUCAGAAAUUCUAGCCACCCUUACACCAACGGAGAAACGUCUGCAGGAAGCAAAGUUCGAGAUACUAACCUCCGAAGCGUCCUACCUUAAAUCACUCAACCUUCUCCGGACGCACUUUGUCAACCAUCCUGCAUUUCGGGACACACGCAUACUGAGCUCCGCGGAACGGAAGACACUCUUCUCCUCCAUCAUUCCGGUGCAAGAGUGUUCCGAUCGGUUGCUGUGUGAUCUGGAAAACUGUUGGCAGGACAAUAUUAUGCUGCUCGGAUUAAGCCACAGCAUCUACAAGCAUGCCGAGAAGCAUUUCCACGUGUAUGUGACAUACUGUGAGCAUCAGGCAAAGAUCGAUCGGACGCUGAAGACGCUGCGUGCGAACAAGCCUGAAUUUGCCCGUACGCUUACCGCGCUCGAGUCGGACCCGGUCUGCUGUAGCCUUAGUUUGUCCUCCUUCCUGAUGUUACCGAUGCAGCGAAUUACGCGCAUGCGGUUGCUGCUGGAUGCGGUUCUACAGCGUUGCCAUCCGGAAGAUGAUGAUGAGUUUAGUAGUUGGGAAAGUACGUUCGUGCUGAUCAAUCGGAUACUGACGCAGUGUAACGAUGCGGCCCACCGCAGCGAACAGCUGUACGAGAUGGAGCUGCUAUCGCGCCAGAUAGAGUUCCCGACCAAUGUGCGCCCGUUGGCGAUUGUGCCGUGUGGAAUCGGUGCCGCUCCUAGCACUAUGCACAGGAAGCUGGAGAAGCGAGGCGAGCUGGUGCAUAUGCUGUGGCGAGGCGAUGAUGCGAAGCUCACGUUUGGCAAAAAGUUCUCCAAGAGUAAUGUGUACGCGUUCCUGUUUACCGAUCUGCUGGUGUUGACCAAAAAGAAAAGCGAUGAAAGCUAUCUUGUGAUCGAUUACUGUCAACGGGCAUUGUUAACGGUCAGUUCGGGUGACAUCGUGCCCGGAUUGCCGGCGAAGGAGAUGCAAACGCUCGGUAAAAAUCUCAUCAUCAUGACACUGUUGGAGAACCACGAGGGCAAGACGAUAGAAAUGAUUCUAAGCUGCCCGUCCGAGACGGAACGCGAACGUUGGCUGAUGGUGACGGAACCGCCGGCAUCGGAAAAUCCGGACGAGAAAAUCUACGAACAGUGGGACUGUCCGCAGGUAAUAGCAGUCCAUCCCUACCAAGCGCUGCAACCCGACGAACUCGAUCUCGACAUUAAGGACGUAGUGAACGUACAUCGCAAGAUGGCGGACGGUUGGUACGAAGGUGAACGGAUCCGCGACGGUGCCGUCGGUUGGUUCCCGAGCAACUACACGAAGGAGAUCCCGUCGGCACACAUACGGGCGAAGCACAUUAAGCAGCGCCACCUGCUACUAACGUACACAUCCAAGUACAUCGACACUGCCACGAAAGCUCAUCAGCACCUUCAUCAUUCGAAUCAUCAUCACCAGCAACAUCACCAGCAGCAUCAUCAUCAGCAGCAGCAGCAACAUCAAUUGCCACACCAUUAUCAUCCGCAUCACGGCAAAAAGUGAUUCAGGCCGUACUUAGAAUAUAGAGCGCAUUUGAGUUUUGAAGUUGUACAUGAAAUCUAGGCUG